CCAUUCCGUUCUGAAUUCGAUAGUACUUGUCUUCCUUUAUGAUCUCGUUCUCACUCGGUUCUGUUCCUCCGUUGCCUCUCACCUACUUCCUUCUUUGUUUGGGUACCGCCUGGUCUGGCGCUGCAGCUACGUCUGCUCAUCUCAAGUAGCCUGGGAACGACUGAGUUCUCCGUUUCCUCUGCUACCAGUUCAAGCUUCCCGAUCUCAACGGUGCAUUUGAACGUGUCGGUGUCGCCAAAACCAAUCCUAUAUCCAGGAACACUGGUGUGAAUCAAUAUCACGACGCCCGAACGACAACUUCUCUCACGAACCUCAUCAGAAGAGGAGAAGCACACGUUUCUGGCCAAGAUGACGAUGACAAGAUGUACUAAUGCGGAGGAAUCUCUUAUCCUUAAUAUCCAAUCGCAAGCCAUCCCUGAACCCAACUCGCCCAUCCAUUCCCUCCCUCCUGAAAUCCUUUCCAAAAUAUUCCUCCUCACAUUCAAAGACGAUCCAUAUUCCAUUCUCAUGACCGGGGGUCCAUGGCUACUGGGGAGAGUCUGCCGCUGGUGGCGAGAUAUCGCUUGGUGCUAUCCUGCGCUAUGGUCAUCUUUUAAAGUUAACUUGCCACGACAACGGAGUCGAACAGAGCGGCUGGAUGUCGAAGUAAGGAUACUCCAGGAGGCGUUACACCGGGCCAGGCAGAGCGGACUGUCCAUGGACAUUGAUGCAGAUAUACUUUGCCAUGAUCGCGCCGACGCCAUCACCCAGACACUGUUGCAGCAUGCGCCACAAUGGGAAAACAUCAGACUCUCAGGCCGUAUGGUUGAUAUUUGGGCCCGCCAAUGGUCACGAUUCACUGAUUCCUCUCCUGCCCGUUUUCCCUUACUGAAGUCACUUCACCUGGAUGCUCAUUUUCCCAAGGGUCUCCACGCCACCCUCAGCAUAUUUAACCACGCACCCAUCCUCAGACACCUCCGAUUUAUAAUUCUAAUACCCCUACCGAUGCAUUUCCAUCCAGAUAAAAUGCCCUUUCCUUGGUCGCAUCUCACACACUUGCACUUGUCUGUCUUUGAGAACGACGGUGCCACCCGGGGGGCCAUCAUCAAGGUUCUCCGUCUCUGUACAAACCUUGAAGAAUUAACUGAGCAGAGUGCACUCUGCUUGGAGCAAGAUCCCAUUUCCCCGCUGACGCUCCAGAAGCUCUGUUCAUUGACUGUCAAAUCGUUUCGCUUACUCCAAUGCCUUGUCUAUCCCAUAUUGGAAUACCUAUUAUUCACCAUGCCCCCUGAGGAACCUGGGCCAUCAGGUUCGCUCCCAUUAUUUCAUCAAUUCUUUGAGUGUUCUGGGAGUCAGCUGCAGACUCUUGACAUCUGCAUAAUGGGGGAUUCCAUGGACCCUGUUCAACUAUUCUCAUACCUUCCCCGGCUUCACAAAUUGCAUCUCUUCUUUCCAGAUGACAAUGACAAGGAUCCGUCGAGGUUUUUCAAGUGCCUCGGUGAUACAAGUGCAGUGCUCCCCAGUUUGUCUGACCUUGGACUGCGUGUAGGCAAGAUUUUCACGUGGGAUGAGUCUUUGGUUGAGAUUAUCGAUAAGCGAUGGCGAGAUUCAGGGCUGUCUCGGGUUUGCAUUCGGUGUGAUGAAGCUUGUGUAGGGGAGAACGGCGACCAGGCUGCUCAAACCUUGUCGUGCAUUGAUCAUCUGAAAUCGUUGAAAGCGGAAGAAUUGGAUAUCUCCAUCUUGGUUAAAGGAAGUAAUGAGAUUCGGUAUGACCUAUUCGAGGACGAUGCUCAUAAUAAUGUUCUAUAUUCCACUGUCUAUUGAAUAUUCAGCUUUUACUUUCUAAUCAUAGUGUAUAUAUCUCGAAAUCAUGUCGACAGGGUUUCGUUUCAUCUCUACAGACUCCUACAAAUUCCUAUGCCAUUGCUAACACCAACUUAUUGUCGCCCAGUGUAGAGUUCAAAAUCCUAGACCCGGGCACAUCAAAAACCUGCUGUGAACCAACAUCACGAUGCCAAGACGACAGCCGACAGCCUCCCUCACGAACCAGAUUUU
Molecule: messenger RNA, 2034 nt
Organism: Desarmillaria tabescens
Lineage: Eukaryota; Fungi; Basidiomycota; Agaricomycetes; Agaricales; Physalacriaceae
Exons: 3
Coding region: 349-1803 (484 amino acids)
Molecular function (GO): protein binding
Source: RefSeq, a predicted model, not a curated record